Messenger RNA from Myzus persicae (green peach aphid), 1479 nucleotides. RefSeq names its product peptide chain release factor 1-like, mitochondrial (gene mRF1). Bases 175 to 1377 code for a protein of 400 amino acids. Lineage: Eukaryota; Metazoa; Arthropoda; Insecta; Hemiptera; Aphididae. Gene Ontology annotation, molecular function: translation release factor activity. The record is from RefSeq and is a predicted model, not a curated record. The transcript has 7 exons. Gene Ontology annotation, biological process: translational termination.
AUAAAUAUUAAAUAUUUUGUCUGUUGAGUGUUGAGCUUUUUGCCAAUUAAUAAUUAUUAUAAAUAUUUCAACUUCCAGUUACAGCAAUGCCAUUUUAUUCAUCCUAACUAUUUACGUCUUUAUAGUUAGUUUUAUACCGCGUUUGUCGUUUAUUUCUUGUUGUCUUUAUCAAAUAUGAAGUUCUUCAAUAGCAGAUAUAUAUUUGGGUUGUAUAAUAGAACCCUGUGGCCGAUUAAAAGCGUUCGACCAUCACUUUCAAAUCAUCAGUUCUUAGUAUGUCAUUCAUAUUCUUCUUUGGCUACGACAACCAAUGGAAUUUCUAGUGAGCUGUUAAGAAAUUCAGGAGUACGGUCGUAUUUGAAUAAACUUAUAUCCGAAGAUUACUCGGAAAGCAUGUCUAAACCUAACGUGUCUGCUUUAAUAUCUGCUAUACGUUCUUUAAAAGUUGAUUUACAAUCACUUAAUGAAUUUGAUACAGAAAAAGAAAAAGACAAAGAAUUUGGCGAACAAUUACAAAAAGAAAAAAAGUCUCACGAAGAGCAAUUGACAAAACUAGAACUAGAACUUCUAAGUUCAUUAGUACCCAAUGAAGAAUUUAAUUGUGAAGAUGUCAUGUUGGAAAUAACGGCUGGAGUAGGAGGUCAAGAAGCAAUGAUAUUCACACAAGAACUUUUUGAAAUGUACAAUUCUUUUGCACAGUAUAGAGGAUGGAAAAGUGAAGUAGCUGACUAUUGCCAUACUGAAAUGGGAGGUAUACGCCAUGCAUGUCUAAUGCUGUCGGGCAAUGAUUGUUAUAGUUUGCUGCAACAUGAAGGUGGUGUACAUCGAGUUCAACGUGUUCCAAAAACAGAAAAGUCUGGAAGAAUUCAUACUAGUACCGUGACAGUAGCCAUAUUACCUCAGCCAACCGAAUUAGAUGUGGUGAUUAAUGACCGAGAUUUAGUUAUAGAAACUAAGCGAGCAUCUGGUGCAGGAGGCCAACAUGUUAACAAAACGGACAGUGCUAUAAGAAUGCACCAUAAGCCAACAGGUGUUGUAGUCGAGUGUCAGACAGACAGAUCACAAAUUAAAAAUAGAAAAAUAGCAUUACAAAAAUUAAGAGCAAUCAUUUAUAAAAGACAACUCGAACAACAACAAUCAUUGACUAGAUCUGCUAGAAAACAACAAGUUGGUUCUAGUGCAAGAUCAGAAAAAAUUAGAACAUACAAUUUUAAUCAAGAUCGAAUCACCGAUCAUCGUCUGUCUAAAAGUUUUCAUAACUUAGUUGGUUUUUUAGAAGGCAGAGAAUAUUUGGAUAAGGUUGUCAAUGAGUUACAAGAAAGGGCAAAUAAAAUACUCUUUGAUGAAUUUAUUGAAAGUAUUUCAAAACAAAAUUAAAACUGUUCUUCAAUUAAUAUAGAGUUGCAAGUUAUUUGGUUAAGUUUGAAGUUAAUUGUAUAUAAUAUGUUUGGUAUAAUAUAAAUAUUAAAACAAUUACAA